Rubroshorea leprosula is the source of this 3744-nucleotide messenger RNA. Lineage: Eukaryota; Viridiplantae; Streptophyta; Magnoliopsida; Malvales; Dipterocarpaceae. The record is from the annotation of a GenBank genome assembly.
GGACGCAGAAGAACACAAAAAAAAUGAGAGAGAGAGCAAGAAGGGAACAAGGUGGUCACAGCUCACCGGCAAAGCGGACGGCACUAAAUCGAGAGCGUGAAGAGACUCGUGGAAGAAACCCACAAAGGGGAUUUGAGCUAGUAAAACAGAGAAGAGUGCAGAAUGUUCAGCACCAGGAUUGGAAGAUGCAGAAGCAUGGAAUGUACAAUUGGGGUCUAUACAAACAAGCCACUCCUUAUUUCUUUACCAAUUGUUCGGAUGACUGGAGCUAUGAAAGACAUGUGGAAGACAUUCCUGAAAUUUGGAAGGGGAGGAGGAAAGGACAUCAUAGAGUACAGCAAAUCAGAAUCGAUUUGGGAGGAAUGACAUUGGAGAUGGGGAGUAUACAGAGCAAAGCAGACAAGGAAGAAGCAAAAGUAGACAUAGAAAUGGCACACUCCGUUGAAAUGGUUCGUAAUUUGCAGGAGAAGUUCUUUAUGGAAGGGUACUUCUCAUGCCAAAUUAGACCGAUGGGAGGUAGAUUGGUAUUAUUAGAUUGUCAGGAUAAGGAGGAAUUGAAGGACUUGGUUGAAAUGGCAUCAAAUUGGCUACGGCAAUGGUUUGAAGAGGUGCAUCCUUGGUCACCUGAAAUGGUUGCAAAAGAGAGGUUUGUGUGGAUGAGGUGUCAAGGAGUACCAUUAAACGCCUGGGGAACUGAUUUCUUUUCAACCAUGAGCUGUUCAUGGGGUAAAAUCAUAUGUGUGGAUGAUAAUACAAGCAAGAGGAGGAGGUUCAACAUUGCUAGAUUCUUGAUCUCUACUCCAAUUAUGGAUACAAUCACAGUCUUGCGACAAGUAAAGAUUAACGAAAGCAUAUACACUGUUAAAUUUACAGAGGAGGAGCUCACUAAUAGUUUUUUCUUCUUGAAACAAGACUUCAUGCCUUCAUUUGAAAGUGACUCAAAGGAGCACGAAGUGUGGACCAGUGAGGCAAAAUCGGAGGAGCAGAAAUUCAAUUAUGCAGAGAAGGAUGAACUAGUUAACUAUGAUGAUGCCGGUGAAGAAGAUGAUGACGUGUCGGAAGCAGGGAAAGCCGAGAAGAGGGGGACUCAGGGCUUCGAAAGGGAGAAAGGGCGACUAGAAGACUGGAUGAGCAAGCAAAUGGGGAAGAUGGCAAAGAAAAAGAGAAGGAAAGUUAGGAAGUGCAGUUCGUUAUAUUCAAACAUAGGUGUACAAGUCAUAGGAGCAGAAGGAAGAAGAGGAAGAGGAAAACAAAGCAUGCAGCCGACGAAAAGGAAAUUAGCACCAAAAUUUUUGCCAAAUCCAAAUGGGUUAGUUGCGGGUGAUUCAAUUGGAGAUAGAAACAUUCAAAAUUGUAAUAGAUUUCUGAAGAAAAAGAUGCAGAAUCGGCUAGCAAAGGAGAUAUGGGACUUGGCGAAGCAGCUUGGAGCAAUGGCGGAGGAUGACGAUGAGAUGAUUCAAAGAAUUGAGGAGCUAGAGGAGAGGGACAGACAAGCAAAAAAAGACAUGGCAUACCGAGAUAUGGGUGUCAAUUCGAAGUGUGUUUGGAACUCUAAAGUGCUCAAGAAGGAAGAGGUUCUGGAGGGGGAGAACUUCAUUGGGAUUUAUAGAUUAUGGGGGGAGGAUAAGCUACCUAUGAACAUCGUAAAUAUUUAUUCACCUUGUCAGUUAACGGGCAAGAGAGCCUUAUGGGAGAAGCUGCAACACUUGAUGAAUAACAGAAGGGGGAAGUGGUGCUUGGCAGGAGAUUUCAAUGCUCACAUGAGUAGGAUUGAUAGAUUCCUGUUAUCGGAAGAUUGGAUAACAGAGUGGAGUGAUGUGAAGCAACGGGGAUUAAGAAGGUCAGUAUCGGAUCAUUGCCCUAUUUUACUGAAGAAUGAGAAGGUUGAUUGGGGUCCAAAACCUUUCAAAUUUUUCGAUGCUUGGCUGGAUCAACCAGGUUGCAAAGAGGUGAUUAAAGAUGUGUGGAAUCACAAAGAGGUGAAGGGGUGGAAAGGUUUCAAGCUCAAGGAAAAACUGAAAAACACAAAGCAAGCACUAAAAGAGUGGAGCAGGAAAUCAAUAAAUGAGGUGGAUGGCAAAAUUAAAGAAGCUGAAAAUGAGAUAGCUGAAAUUGAUGAAAAGGGUGAGAAGACUCAACUGGUGGCAGAUGAUAUUGAAAAGAAGAGAAUCAGCUUUGUUGAUUUAUGGAAGAAUCUAAGGAUUAAGGAGAGGAUAUGGCAACAAAAGUCAAGAAAGAUGUGGUUGAGAGAGAGAGAUGCGAACACUAAAUUUUUUCAUAGAUGCGUGAAGGGAAGGUGGAAAAGAAACGAAAUUAAUUCUAUUCAAAUCAAUGGGGAACAGCACACAGGGGUGAUGGAGAUAAAAGAAAAGGUAGCUGAAUACUUUCAGGAUUUGUUUAUAGAAGAGAAAUGGCAGAGACCAAAGCUGGAUGGGAUUAGCUUCAAUCAAAUAUCACAAGAUGAUAAUGAAAUCCUUAUCGCUAAAUUCUCGGAAGAGGAGAUUAAAGAAGCAAUCUGGAAUUGUGAUUCUUCCAAAGCUCCAGGCCCAGAUGGAUUUAAUUUCAGAUUUGUUAAGACAAUGUGGGAGGACAUAAAGUCUGACAUUGUGGACUUUGUGCAAGAGUUUUACAGCAAUGGUAGACUUGUCAAAGGAUCAAACGCAUCUUUUAUUGUGUUAAUCCCCAAGAAAGAAAAUCCUCAAGGUAUCGAAGAAUAUAGACCCAUAUCACUCAUCGGGGUCAUAUAUAAGAUCAUUGCAAAACUACUAGCAAACCGAUUGCAAAAGGUGCUACCUAAGGUAAUCGGGGAUCAACAGAUGGCGUUUAUAGAGGGGACACAGCUAGUGGAUGGAGUUGUGAUUGCAAAUGAGAUCAUAGAUGAAGUUAAAAGAAAGAAGAAAAGAUGCUUCCUCUUCAAAGUUGACUUCGAGAAAGCAUAUGACAAGGUGUGUUGGGAUUUUGUUAAUUAUAUGAUGAUGAGGAUGGGGAUGAUAGCGGACGUGAAGAUUUCACAAGGGAAGCUUGAUGCGUGGGAGUGGGUUCACGACAAGGAUGGUCAUUAUUCAACAAAGACGGCUUACUCAUUGUUGACACAAGAGCAAAGAGGAUCAAGGGGAACUGAAAUCUUCAGAAGAAUAUGGAACCCUCUAUUUCCAAGCAAAGUUUCAGCAUUCAAUUGGCAACUGAUGCUAGAUAGAAUUCCAACAUGGAUGAAUUUGUUAAGAAGAGGGAUUACUAAGGACAUGGAGGAAGGAAGGUGCGCUGUAUGCGGAGAAGCCGAUGAGAAUGCUGGGCAUUUAUUUUUAAAUUGCAAGUGUGCUCGUUGGAUAUGGAAAGCUUGUGCUAAAUGGUGGGGAGCUAAGAUAUUUUUCGGAACAGAUUGCUGGAACACUUUUCAAAAUUUUGGAGCAUGGACCAAGAAUAAACACAUUAGAAAAGGAUGGGACUGUAUAUGGAAUACUGUUAUUUGGUCCAUAUGGCUGUCUCGAAACCAGAAAAUAUUUCAAGAUAAAGAGAUAAACCUGGGGAAACUAUUUGAACUCAUCCAACUAAGAUCCUUUCUAUGGAUUAAAGCAACAAAUGACAGGUAUACCUUCAGUUUAACUGAUUGACUAAUUAAUCCUAUUGUUUGUUUGAAAGUCACAAAUGGUUCAAAAAAGCUUCAUUGAGAAUUUAACUGACUGUAGUGUUAUUUUUUAUCUAUGGGGUUUUUUAAGCUGUAAUCAAUACAUGCUUAAUGACUUU